This is a messenger RNA of Drosophila albomicans, 1853 nucleotides long. It is a transcript of the gene Damm, whose product is annotated as mucin-5AC. The transcript is spliced from 4 exons. Gene Ontology annotation, biological process: apoptotic process; proteolysis. Lineage: Eukaryota; Metazoa; Arthropoda; Insecta; Diptera; Drosophilidae. The record is from RefSeq and is a predicted model, not a curated record. The coding region runs from base 122 to 1750 and encodes 542 amino acids. Gene Ontology annotation, cellular component: cytoplasm.
AACGUCAGUAUCUGGUGAAACGUUAAAACGAGCGGAUCGGUGCGCGUCUUAAGCAGUUAAAGGCGAGAGAGAGAGAUAGAAAUAGUGAGUGAUAGAUUGCGAGCGCGAGAGUUUUAGGAAAAUGGGUUGGUGGGGCAAAAAGAAAUCCACGGAUGAGGCACGAAGCAGCAGCGAUCUGCCACCGGCGGCGCUGCUGGAUCCACGCACCAAGAUCCACACAACCAGCGCUGCAACGGAAACCACGAACACAGCUGUGCAGAAUUCAACCAUAUUCGACAGCAACAAGAACACCGUAACCUACAUGCAUACUCGUCAAACGGUGACGCAUACGCAGCAGGCUCGUGUGACGGAAGUGAUAACGCGUCGCACACCAAACCAGAACGAGUUGGACGAGCUGUUUGCACAAAUGAGCAUGAAUGGUGGCACUGCUACCAAGACGACAACGACCACAAGCAGCAAGCGAUCGACACCAUCGAGCCUCUAUGGCGUCGCACUGCGAUCGACGCCGUCGUUCAAGGCCACCGCGGAGGCGCGACGUUCCAGCACGCUGGUGAGAAUGGAGCAGACGACAAUGUCACAGAAGCAGGGUCGCAGUGUCACCCAGCAUGUGGAGACACAACGUGUGGCGCUUAAGCCGACCAAGCCAACCUGGCCACCGGCAACCACUACAACCACAAAGUCCAGCUCGUCCACGGCGCUUGCCCUGAAGCCGCUUGAUCGUAGCUAUGUGUCGCCAUAUGCCAACAAAUCGGGAAGUCUGAUCAGCAGCGUGUCCAGCAACUCCUUUGCGCCCAAGCCAGCGAUCUCUACAACAACAACCACGAGCAUUAGGCCGAUACUUUCCACACCGAAAAGCACUGUUGCCACUAGUAUCUGGUCAACGACCCCGAAACCAAAGACCACAGCAACAGCGAGCAUAAAACCAACUCUACCCACAACCAACAAUGUGGUGCCUUCAAGGCCCUACAUUAGCCUGAAUCCCAGCACAGGUGCAGUGCCCAAGAAAUACAGCAGUUCGGUUAGCUCUAAGGAUGCUCAAGGCGAGUUCAAACCCUCAACGCCAAUCAUUCAAUCAAGUGUGCCGAAGAAGAAGCUAAAGGCCGCAGAGGUUGUCAUCUUCAAUCACGAGAAAUUCGACAAUCAGAACGAGUUUCGCGAAGGCAGCGCGGAGGAUGUUAAAGUUCUGGAAAAAACAUUCAAGGCUCUCAAAUGCAGCGUGAAAAUCAUUACCAACGCCACAUUGGACGAGGUCAAAAGUAAUAUUCGCAAGCUGGAGCAGAAGAACUUCUCUGAACGUUCUGCAUUGGUACUCGUGUUGCUGAGUCAUGGUCAGCGCAAUGACACCUUGGCCGCCAGAGAUGGUGAUUAUAGAAUUGAUGAUGAUGUCAUCUUUCCUAUUGUACGCAAUCGUACGCUGCAGAACAAGCCGAAGAUCCUGUUUGUGCAGGCCUGCAAAGGUUCUAGAGAGAUUGGAACAUUCAAGACCGAUUCCGCACAGCCACAUGGUAGUCCAAGCGAGAUUCUCAAAUGCUACAGCACCUAUGAGGGAUAUGUCUCCUAUCGGUACGAUGAUGGCACACCCUUCAUAAAGAUUCUCUGCGAAACACUCAGCAACAAGCCAAAGGUUGACAUUGCCACCAUCAUGGAGGAAGUGCGCUUGUUGGUUAAAACAUAUACCAAGGAUGCACAGAUACCAACUGUGACCACAUCAUUGACCACAAAAUACGUAUUUGGAGAUUAUACUACAUAAACUGCCUAGUAUUAGAGAUGCCUUUGCCUUGUGAUUGAUAACUUAAGACAUAGCUGUUCAUUAGAUUCAAUAAGCGAAAGAGACUGCAAUCAAAUUAUAUACA